Molecule: messenger RNA, 1593 nt
Organism: Peniophora sp. CBMAI 1063
Lineage: Eukaryota; Fungi; Basidiomycota; Agaricomycetes; Russulales; Peniophoraceae
Source: the annotation of a GenBank genome assembly
AUGCCCGCCGCCAUGGAUGUGGACGAGAAUGAGCCUGUGCUUUUAUUCCCUCCCGAGAUAUGGUCCCACAUCGCUCUGCACAUCGACUGGCGCGAAGACUUGAUCGCACUUGCACAAAGCUGCCACUAUCUUCACGACCUUAUUAUCCCGAAUCACUUGCAGUAUCAUGUUAUUCAGGCUCCUUUUCACAAUCUGUCUCUAUGGAAGCAUCUCAUCUCACAUCCGAAGUGCGCUGGGAAGGUCACUGUCCUCAUACUUUACGACGGCACCGUGAAGCGGCAUACGGAGAACUGGCGCGUGCCAUCUGUCGUGGCGAAAGACGACAUGUCGGGCCGUGUCGAAACCAAUGAACUGGGCAAUGCGAUCAUUGCAGCAUUUCAGGUCAUGCGCAACCUGCGCGAGUUCAAGCUCGAUGCUCCUUGUGAAGGCAACAACCCUCGCUCGUUCGAAAACGCACUAGACGCCCUACAUUUGGCCAUUUCCCACCUACCGAAGCCGAAGCUGACGAUCUCGGCUCCCUAUCGGUACCGCUUCCCGGCAUUGACAGAAGAAGAGGCGUCGAACAUCGAGGAAAUCGCGAGCGCUGAGGAUUUACGGGCGGCGGACUUGGUGCGGAGGAAUAUGUUCUGGAAGCUUGAUGAUAUUGUUCGGUUGGAUGUCUUGAAGUUUGAUGCGAUCUAUACGACGGACCCGAGGAAAACGCGCCGAGCGCUUGUGGCGGAUCUCUUUGUACCCAUGCUUGCGAAGUGCCAUGCCUUGGAGGAACUCAAACUGCGCACUAUACCCUCUUACUUGAGCGCUGGCCUCGCCAGCGUGCAUCUACCGUCCCUACGCUCACUAUACGUGACGGCACAGGAUACCCUUAAGGAAGCCGAGGAGCGCCACAUCCAGGACUUCCUACGCGCCCACACCAGCUUGACAACUCUCCAAUUCACGCUUCUAUCUCACGUCAGCUGGUCCAGUACUGUUGAUGGUCCCUUCCCUCUCCUACCCAAGAUUGAGCAUCUCCUCGACGCACCCGCCGCCUUCGUCAUUGCGAUCUUCAAGAACAGGCGGGAGGUUAGCUUCGUCCUAGCGACCUUGGGUGACUUCCACCUCUUGCAGAUUGUUAGCACCGCAGGCUUCAUUGUGCUAAGCCGGUAUGAACUCAAACGCCUCGGGCUCUCGCACGUCAUCAACUUGUCAACGCUACGACUCGCGAGCAGUAUCUUCCCGGCUUUCAACGAGCUACACCUACCGUCCUCCGGAAACCCUCGUCAUACCAUGUUCACGGGCUCGUCAAGACAUCUACAUGCGAAUCGGGGACAACCGCAGCACGAGCCCAAUCCCGCUUGGCCGCUGUGGUACCGCCAACUAUACGACAUCGAGGAGAUCCACGACUCUGUACCGAAUAUCUUCGAGAACCUCCGGGAGGUAUCGAACGUACGCACAACGGCGGGACUGGUGCCGGACUACACGGACUGGCUGCGUGGUGGCUCGGAGGAGCGCCCAUACCUGAAGGGAGUUGACCGGGCGAGCGUGGAGAACGCACUCCGCUCGAUCUCGAAGCGGUACCCGCGGUUGAGAGUGGUGAAUGGUUGGAGGAUUGAUUAG